AUGCCAUGCAUGGCGCAUCAGGGAAUGGAUGCCUACGAUACUGACCAGAUCGUGAUUCGAUGGAACGGAAAGCAUCCGAUCGAAGUGAAUUCCGAGAUUCGCAUGCCCGAUAUGCGAUUACGGGCAAUACAACACGUCAUACGCAACGAUACCUACUCGUACGUUCCCACAGCUCUGAUCGUUGUUAUUUCAUGGUUUUCGUUUUGGUUGGACGUUGAGGCUGUACCAGGCCGGGCGUCGUAUGUGAAGGCUAUCGAUGUAUGGAUGGGUGCUUGUAUGGCUUUUGUGUUUUCUGCAAUGAUCGAGUUCACGGUUGUGAAUUAUUGUACUCGACGGAAGCAGAGAAAAGUUCGCUCAACUACAAAAAGUCUGAGUGAACAGUACCAAAACGGAUCCACACCUUAUGAGCCCACCAGUGUUGAUGCGACGGGGAACUUUUUACCGAGUAUCAAGCGAAAGGCUAUCGAAGAACGAAUAAGUCGAGUGGAAGAGAACCGGAAAUAUGCACAAUUGAUCGAUCGACGGAGUCGAGUUUACUUCCCUUUGGCAUACAUCUUAUUCAAUUUCAUCUAUUGGGUUUACUACAUCAAAUUCGCCGAAGACACAAUUGAAUAG
This is a messenger RNA of Ostertagia ostertagi, 615 nucleotides long. The record is from the annotation of a GenBank genome assembly. NCBI's taxonomy places the organism in Eukaryota, Metazoa, Nematoda, Chromadorea, Rhabditida, Trichostrongylidae.